CAAUUUUUUACGCGCCAACCGUAACCAUAAUUCAGUGUACUAGUUACAUUUAGUUAGGUGGUCAUGCUGACAGGUGUUUUCUGUGCUGGCUUUGAGACUGCCUGAUCAAAAAAAGGUUUUACACAUCGAGGGCUGAUGCGUGAUGGCGCUCUGUAGGCUGAAAGCAUUAAAGAAAGAUCUUGUUCUUGACUUGGAAUCUGAUGGGGACAAUCAGCCAGAAGAGCAGGAGCUUACGGUGCGUCGGCUGGAAAAAAAGAAAGUGAGGCAAAGUGCAAGAGCCGUAAAAGAGAGAACUCCGUUGAAGAAGCGGCGGCACAGCUCGACUGAUGAAAGCGAUGAAGAACCAAUUGAAGAGCAUCUCUCAGAAAAGGAGCAAGCAGAAAACGUGAGGCUGCAAGCACAGCUUGCAGAAGAAAAAAAGAAAAAUGCCCAACUGCAGCAGCUGCUGACAGAGAAAAUUGACCUCCUCCUGGCGCACUUUGGGAUAGGUGGCACGAAGCCACGGGGAAAGACCCAAAUGAGCCUUUCCGCAUCCCUCAACAACACGAGGAAGGAGGUGUCAUCGCCUCUGGCUGCACGGAGUGAUCGCGUACCAAGCCUUUCUGCAUCCCUCAACAACACGAGGAAGGAGGUGUCAUUGCCUCUGGCUGCACGGAGUGAUCACGCACCAAGCCUUUCCGCAUCCCUCAACAACACGAGGAAGGAGGUGUCAUCGCCUCUGGCUGCACGGAGUGAUCACGUACCGAGCCUUUCUCCAUCCCUCAACAACACGAGGAAGGAGGUGUCAUCGCCUCUGGCUGCACGGAGUGAUCACGUACCAGACAUCACUUCUAAGAGCCCAUCUACUGGUACCAGCCUGGCACCUGUUGAAACAGUGCAGAAACCAUCUGAAAGAUCAACCACACCUGUCUCCACUCAGCCACAGGUAUCUUCACAAGGCACUCAACACCAGGAGCUGCCCCUUUUUGAGGAUAGAAAUGGCCAGGUCCACCUCGGAGAUGGCCUGUUUGUGUCCUCCGAGCAGUGGGCAAUGCUGAUGCGCUUGCCAAGGGACUCCCUCUUCUGUAAAGAGGGAAUCCGAUGCCUGUGGACAGCGGAUGACCUUCAAGACCGCAGUGUAACGGGCCUAGUUUGCCGACGCUUUAUUAGAGCGGAAGUGCCGAGAACUGCCAAAAGGCCUGUGACACCAGUGAAGUUACGAGCACUAGGAAGGGCGUACGACCACUACAUUGCGCAUCACCCUGCAGACAACGCAACACCGCAUCAACGGGGGAAGAAGAUGAACUGUUAUUUGGCCGAAUUCCUGCAGACCUAUCGGCGCAGGUAGACUGUGAUGAUGCUAGCACACGAUGCGGAGUCUAACUUCGGCUUGACGUAUCAGCUCGAACUGGUCAACCGAGCGAGAAGGGCAGCUGCAGAGCAGAAGAGCUAUCUAUGCUUGCUUCGCUCGCGUGCGCUUCUGUAUAAAGUUUAUUCUCUCUCUUUCUCCAGUGUGCGAUAGCGUGAAUUAUUUGUGAGAUUGUCACAGCGCACACUUUCUGAUAAGCCUCGAAAUUUUUGGAUUGUGUAGUCAAACCCGUUUACAUUUAAUAAUUCUAUAUAUAUUGAACACUUUCUAACAAUGUAAGGUGUUAGAAAUAUACAGCAUGAGAAUAUAUAGCCAAAAAAAAUUACAUUGAACAAAAGUAGCAGCCACUGCCAAUAUAUCGAACUUCAAGCACCGUGAAACUGCCCUAGAAGAUGGUUAAAGAAGGGGUUUAGCCUGCGGCUCUACUGCUCCACGACACCAUGGGGCGGGUACUCCCCUACAAAAAUGGUCCUGGCCUGCCCUGCAGUGCUCGCACAGGCAAUCAGUUUACGUCUUUCGUGCAUGUUUGAGACUUGUGAAGAUUCACGCCAUCAUUUCACUGUGUUUUCCCACAAAGUGCCUUUCUUUUUGUGUGAUGGCUAGCGCGAAGCGGUAGUAUCUGCCAUUACCGUGAAGUUCAAAAUUAUAGAGCUGUGCGUGGAGAGAAGCAGAAUCCGUCGUCGGCUGCAGCAUCUGGUCUGAGAUUAACAAGGAAACGAUCCAAACAUGUUUGUCUUGUCAGUUUCUGCAUUCCCAAUGACUGUAAUGAAAAGUGUUCUGGCAGGCUCUACGAAGUUUGGAGUGAGUUGUGAGCAUUUCAUAUCUGCAGCUCUUCCAAAUUUUCUGUAAAAUGUACAAAUUUGGACCAGUCUUAUGACUUUAUACGAACUCCUUGAAUGCCAACUCAAUUUUUACAGAAAAUUGGUUUUAUUAGCGAAAAAUGUUUGAAAUUCCUAAUAAAGCCGCACUGUUGCUUGGUGGGCGGGGGCGCCACUUAUGUAGGGUGCGCGAUAGAGAUAGUGGUGUGCGCCGUAACCUUCAUUGUUUGCAGAGUAAGGUCAGCAUUUUUCUCUCUGUGACGUUGCCCGGCUUGGUGCACGUCGUCGGGACGUCCCAUGACCCGACCACCACCCGAUGUAACUGGUUGUCAUUACUCUCAACAUAGUGACCCACCCUAUAUAAGUGGUGCCCCCAGAGACGACGGUGAUUUCGGGUUGAUGCGGCAGGCA
This is a messenger RNA of Dermacentor silvarum, 2577 nucleotides long. RefSeq lists its product as uncharacterized. Gene Ontology annotation, biological process: negative regulation of DNA-templated transcription. The coding region runs from base 143 to 1327 and encodes 394 amino acids. NCBI's taxonomy places the organism in Eukaryota, Metazoa, Arthropoda, Arachnida, Ixodida, Ixodidae. The record is from RefSeq and is a predicted model, not a curated record. The transcript is spliced from 13 exons. Gene Ontology annotation, molecular function: DNA binding.